AUGUUCAUUCUUCAUUACGCAUUUCGAACCCUUCGAGAACGACCUGUGCUGCCCCGGCGCUCGUUCGACCCAACGACAUUUAAUCGAACCUAG
Colletotrichum tamarilloi is the source of this 93-nucleotide messenger RNA. RefSeq lists its product as uncharacterized. Lineage: Eukaryota; Fungi; Ascomycota; Sordariomycetes; Glomerellales; Glomerellaceae. The record is from RefSeq and is a predicted model, not a curated record. The coding region runs from base 1 to 93 and encodes 30 amino acids. The transcript has a single exon.